UUUCCCACCGACCAGCGCCCCUCCGGCCCGCUGCCCCAUCGUCAAUCGCUUGCCCGCUUGCCACCCCGGACAGCGUCUUUCUUUGCACACUCCUUCUGCUCGUCCGAGCCUGCUCAUCUGUGGUCCACAGCCGGCGACUCGUCAAGCAGCAAUCGCCAAUGUCCUUGUAGCCUCUCCACUGCCUUCCCAGCUGCCAUCACAUCCAUCUCCCCCCCCCAACUGGCCAUCGCAUCCAUCACAUCCAUCACCACCAGUCGUGCGCAUACCCUUCCAGAUAACUCGCUGCAACGAUGCCCAGCUCUUCUGUCGAUCUGCAGUCUCUGCAGCAUCUGCGCUCCAAGAUUUGCGCUGAACUGCCCCAGCUCUUUGCCGAGCACCCUUCGGACAAUCUGCUCCACCAGCUGUGCGAGCUAAUCGAUGACGACACGGUGCUCUAUCGAUUCUGCCAAUACAAGGCCGCAACCGUAGACUCGGCGUAUUCGGCCAUCGUCAACCAUCUCAACUGGCGGAUCAAACGCUCGUCUCGGCCGUCUGCGGGGCCUGUCAGUGCCUCGAGUGUAGACUCUUACAUCCAUCAGCGGCCCAUCUAUUUCUUUGGCCAGGAUCUCAACGAGCGGCCGGUUAUGUGGAUCAAAACCAAACUGCUGGACCCACGGAACAGCGCUGCUCUGCCGGACUAUGUUGCGCAUCUGAUGGACCUGGCCAGCUGUCUCGUUCGCAAAACUUGGCUCGCAAAGAGCGGCGAGUAUCCGCCGUCGGUCUUCCAGAUCUGCAUCGUCAUGGAUCUCGAAGGCGCUGGUAUCGGCAAUAUGAGCCUGGAAAUGAUGCCUCAGUUUUUCGAGCUCUUCACGAAGCAGUACCCAAUGCUCUUGGGCCCGGUUCGCAUCCUGAACUACGGCUGGGUCCACGCCGGCAUCUGGACCGUGGUGAAACCGAGUCUGUCGGCCGAUGCCAAGAACCGUAUUUCAUUUGUUUCCAAGGACGAGCUCCGCACCUUCAUUGCCGCCGACCAGAUUCCGCAAGAAUAUGGCGGACUGUCAUCCGCUGUGCCGCUGGACGGCUUGGCAGCUUUUCUGGCCCAAGAACCGAGCCCGAGGUCGAGCGUGUAUGAGAGCCUCCAUCAAGAGAUGGUCCAAAAGUGCGGCGAACGCUUUGGCGUCGCCAUCAAGCCCCUCGGCCCGAAAGUCGGAGAAGCUAAUACCGACCAGGUUGUGCCCGAUGCCAGCAAGUCCAGCCAGGAAUCGGCCCGUGAUGAGGCAGAAAGUGACAAGAGCGAAUGCACCGACUCAGGCGAUGAAGCCGACGUUUUCUACGACUGCGAGAUGGACGAUGCGCUGGCCGACUGGGAGAUGACCCUCUGCACGGUCGCCGACGACCAGACUUCAUCCGUGUUCACGUACUGCAGUCGAGAGGGCGAUCACCUUUGCCACUCUGACUCGGAGCACUGCCAUCCAAUCCCCGAUUCCGUGUCGGACUCGGGCCUGUCGCGCUAUUCGUGCUCGGGUCGUCUCCUAGUCGAUCAGGGAACCCAAACUGCUCCCGAAUACUCCAUCACGACCGUGACAACGACAACGACCGUGUACUGUCCGGACCAUAGCGGCCACUCCGCAGACUCGCUGCAGCACAGCAAAGUCAGGCCCGGGAGCACGGAAACCUGGAGGCCGCUUGUGUCAACGGCGGCUCGGCUCGCCCACCGCACUAUUGUGCGAAUGGCUUCGAUGAACCGUUCUCGAUGGAUUGUGGCGGUCGUUGGCUGCUGCCUGCUGAUGUGCAUGCGCUCGAGCUCGUUCGCCAAGCGGUUCUGGCCCACGGUGCUGUACGGCACAGCAGGAUCGGUCUCGCUGCUCAAGUAUGUCUUUGGCUACCACAAAGCGGCGGUGUAAAACGAUCAAUCCAACGAUACCGAAACACCGCAGGCGCCAAACGAGCCCGACGAUGACCACCCGACAGGC
Molecule: messenger RNA, 1952 nt
Organism: Polychytrium aggregatum
Lineage: Eukaryota; Fungi; Chytridiomycota; Chytridiomycetes; Polychytriales
Product: CRAL-TRIO domain-containing protein
Exons: 4
Coding region: 291-1883 (530 amino acids)
Source: RefSeq, a predicted model, not a curated record